AUGGAAGCUGCGGCGGUGCAUCAUCGGCAUCAGGAUCAGAAGGCGGCCGAAGAAUGUGAAAUAGAAUAUCUUCUGUCUUGUAUGAUUAUCCUAGCAAAUUUUUUUGCGGCUUCGCAGGGACACCGGCGCGGAAUCCCCGAAACUGUUCGUCGGGACGGGAGGAGCGGUUCGCAACACCUUGAAGACUUCAUCGAACAGACGCAAAAAUGGGUCCUGGGAUGGAUUUCGAGGUUGGGAGCUGGACGAUCGGAGAAGGGAAAGGGAGUCAGGCUUGUAGAAAUCCCUCUCACCCCCAGCCAUUCGCUCACCAGCCUUCCGACGAUCUAUCAAACAGCUACUCCAUCUGACAGUGCAACACGCCCGAAUCCCUCCAACCCCACAAAGCCACAGCCUCAAAGCCGGCCACGGAACGGUUGCCGAACACUCACAUCUGGGGCCCCAACGCCACCACCUCGCCCUUCCCCUCCACCGCCCGCGCAAUCCUCGCCCCCGACCAACCCGGGUCGACCCUGGAACCCACAAGCCCCAGACGGCAACCCACCCGACACCAUCAUCACCGCCCCAUCCGACGCCACCAAACGCGCCGCCCUCGCCGAGCGCAAAGCCGCAGCCUACCUCCAGGCCCAAAAAUGCCCUUCGAACGCCACAGCGCCGCCGACCGCCCUCGUCACCACCGCCAACCAACCAAUCAACCCAGCCCCUCGACCCAAAGCCCCGAAAGCCGACCUCCACGGACCGGAAAAAAAAGGCACACACGCCCAGAAACUGCGAAAAAGGGGGCGGCCGACGGAGCGCGAAAGGAAGCCAAGCGGACCAAAAGGCCCACGCGGACCGGCCUCGUCGACGGCUCGGAAAGGCGGGAAGCGACGGUAG
Molecule: messenger RNA, 873 nt
Organism: Letharia columbiana
Lineage: Eukaryota; Fungi; Ascomycota; Lecanoromycetes; Lecanorales; Parmeliaceae
Exons: 2
Coding region: 1-873 (290 amino acids)
Source: RefSeq, a predicted model, not a curated record